UUCGUUUCACUGACGGGAUGAGUUACACCGAAGAUGCUUAGAGUUACCAAACACUCACUAAGUUAUUUAGUUUUAAGCAAUUCGUUCAGGAUUUGCACAUCACUAGUGACCACGCCACACCCAAAUGACCGAAGCAGAGUGUCUGCCUCGGGACGGGGAUGUCUUGUGUAACAGCGGUAUCGGGCAGCGGCGCACCGAAAGCAACCAGUUGCUCCGGCCCGGAUUCUGGUUGUCAUGUCCCAGAGGAGGCGGCGCAUACGGCGGCCUCUGAGCGCAACUCGAGCCGAUACAUAAGUUGAAGACACAGCCAGGGGACGCUGUUUGUGGACAAUAGACGUUUACCUCCCGCGGCCGGUUCUUGGAGGAAUGAGAGGCGUAUGUUGGGCUCUAAAGAUGGGGUUGUUUUUGCAUGCUGUCGGCUCCGUCAGCCCCACGGAGUCCGCACCAGAGGGGAGCUUGAUCCAUUGUGAUGGCGUCAACAACCAGAGCUACUUCUGCGAGUAUGGACACUGCUGCGGAGAGUCCCAGUGUUGCAGUUACUACUAUGAGCUCUGGUGGUUUUGGUUGGUGUGGGCAAUCAUCUUUAUUUUGUGCUUCUGCUGCAUUUGCCACCAUCGGCGCACAAAACACCGAAUGCAGCAGCAACAACGGCAGCACGAGAUCAACCUCAUCGCCUACCGUGAAGCACACAACUACCCCUCCGUUCCCUUUUACUUCCGGUUUUUACCAAACUAUCUCCUUCCUGACUAUGAAGAGGUUGUCAACCGACCUCCGACCCCUCCACCUCCUUACACCGCCCUAAACUUAAACUCCUCCUCAGUGGCUUCUGUUGCCAUGGCUCCUGAGCAGCAGGCGGGACACUGUCCAUCCACCCAGUCCUCUCCUGCGCCCCCAGUCUCUGACGGUCUCUGCAGUAGACCUGCAACAGAGGAAGCGCAGCCUCCUUCCUUUGACUUUAGGCCGAAGCCCGACAACAAACCCCAUCAAACGGCCCAAGACUCCAGCAUUAUUCUUCUAUCAGAUGGGCUGAAUGUGGAGAUGCUGGGCAGCCAGGAGAAAAAAAGUGGAAGUGGGGAUGACUCCUGCAAGGAUCCCCUGCUCAAGGACCUGUCGCUGUCAGAGGGUUGUAGUGAGGAUAAAGAGCGCCUCCCCAACGGGAGGAGGCGGCGAUUCACCGGGGACUCUGGGAUCGAGGUGUGUGUGUGCGGCACACGCGGAGGCGGCGGUUGUGGUGGAGCUGGCGGGACGGGCCAGGAGCAGGAGAGUCUGCUGGGGCGCGGCGUGGAUGACGGUAACGAGGAAGAGGAUGCGGGUGACUUCUGUGACAGUUGCGGUCAUCGAGCCUCCCUGAGUUUAGAGGAGGAGCAGGCGCUGGGCGGGCUGGAGAGGAGGGCCGGGCGAGGGCCCCCGCUGACAUCUCCGAAUGCAGGCGGCGGCUCACUCGGUCCCCCCGCGUGCCUUCUUCUCCACACCAUCAGCGAACAGGACGGCCCGGCUCACAGCCCGGAUCCGCAGGGAUGAAACGCUAAGAGGUGUCAACGGCACCUUCGGAUUGCUUUACGAAAUGAGCCCGUCUUAAAAUAACCAGAUGAGGGAGCAGCAAAAUGAUUCGAAUGAAAAGGUGGAGACACCUUGCUCUUCCCCGUACUAGUCCCAGUGGCCUUAACCAGUGUAACAUGGGCUGUGUAGGGGCAGUGCAAGCCCCUUCAACAGCCUGCAGCAAGCGAGAGCUCUCCUCUCUGCAGUCAUCCUUCUCCUUCAACCCAAAGCACUGACUUGGCAACGGAUUCAGUGGGAGGAUGAGGACAGGAACUCUUCAGGAAAUCUGUAGAGCUGCAGCACAUUACAUGGUGGUUAACAUGCACAGCGGGAAAAACCUUGAAUGAACUGGUGCGUUCAUAAGGAUACUGCAACUUCUACGACAGGAGCAGACUGCACGGCGUCCCAGUAGUCGUGCUUCUAAAGUGCUUUUUCAGCAACUGUAAACCACUUUGCCUUCUGUUGGUGUUGCUCUAUCAGCCUUACAAGCGAUACGGUAGUGUCUGUGUUCAGAAAAAAAAAAUAGAUAAAGCGUGAACACUUCCAGUUUUGCACAGUUUCUCUAAAAGUGAAAAUAUUUUGCAAAGUAAAACAAACCCCACCAUUUUAAGGCUGAGUUUUUACUUAAUUUAGUCUCGCAUGGUUUGUGAUUAGUUUCCAUUCCAACAUGUUUAAAUGGAUAGGUGUGUGUGUGUUAGUACAGUAGGAAAUGUAAUAUUUACUUGGAAUGUGAUCAUUUCAGCCUAACUUAGCUGAAUGUAUGUAGUUGGUGCCUAACAGAACUCGGUGUGAAAGUUCGAGGAACAAUAAGCUUUAGUGAAACUGACGAACCCUGAAAAAGCAGGUACUCAUAUCAAGAAUGUCGAGCUUCAGAGAGAUUAAAACUGAAAUGACAACAAGCAAACCUCAAGAUUACUUUUGUAAGUCACUUCAACAGAUUACCAACCCUGGCAGCUCUUAAACAAAAAAUGAAUCCCUCGUUAGAAACAUCGAGAACUAUUCUUAAUAUUUGGUGUUGAAUCUAUGGUGCAACUUCUAGUCUGAUGUCAUUAAAUUUGUCAGUAACAUCAUUAUUUAGAACUAAAAUUAUGUCCUAGUCUGUUGGGGGGUUUUUUGUUGUUGUUUUGCAUUUGCACUCUGCAGUUAAAGAGAUGAAAUUGAAGAAAACGAUCUGAACUUUUAUGUAUGUUAAAAUAGGGCUGGAUAAACCAAUUAAAACCUGGUUGUGUCACUUUCUCCUUAUAUAAAAUCCACUCAAAAGUAUUCACACCCUUGAUUUUUUUUUCUUUUUCACUUUACAAAAAACUUUGGAUUUAGGUCUGGGCUUUAAUUUCUUACUGGACAAAAGCAUCCCCUCAGCAUGAUGCCCAGUAGGUUUCAUUUUGGUCACCUCAGAGCACCAUCUGCCUCUGUAAGCAGAACUUCUUGUGUUUGUGAGUCCAGAUUUUUAUUUGUAAAACUUAUUUUCCGCCCGCUUCACAAUCACAAAAUUCCAGUGAAAUUCACACAAAUUUAUGGUUGUAAUGUGAAAGGUUCCAGGGUUGUUUCUGUAGUUCCACGACAAUGACAUUCUACACUUUUCGUCCUCCAAGUCCUAUUAUUGACGAUGUUGCUAAUAUUUGUUGAAACCUUCGCAAACAGAGUUGUUUCACCAAGGAUUCAGUUCAUUAUUUUGUUCAACUGCCCAUUUCCAUAGAAACCACAAUAAAUUGUAAUAUGUUU
Messenger RNA from Xiphophorus maculatus (southern platyfish), 3261 nucleotides. It is a transcript of the gene wbp1lb, whose product is annotated as WW domain binding protein 1-like. NCBI's taxonomy places the organism in Eukaryota, Metazoa, Chordata, Actinopteri, Cyprinodontiformes, Poeciliidae. The coding region runs from base 367 to 1521 and encodes 384 amino acids. The record is from RefSeq and is a predicted model, not a curated record. The transcript has 4 exons.